AUGAGCUCUACAAUCGACCUGGGUAAGAGCAUUUUUCAAACUCAGGGCUCGAGCUUGAAUCUUACCUUACGUGCUUCAGCGGUGAUGGCCCUACCCCCGGAGUCUACCCUUUCAAGAAGCUCUAAGGAUGCUGAAGAAUUAUUUCGCUCUGGAGGCUUAUGGGUGAUACAAGCACCCGAACUGAAGCUACAUAUUUGUAUCACUGCAGGGCCAGAAGUGACGCACUGUGCUUCAGCAUUUUCCUCGAAACUCGGGCAGGUCCUCUGCAAUUCAAAGCUUUGGGUGGAUCUAGGUCUUGCUGUUAUCUUCAAAAGCUGCGACCAUGUCGUUGGACCAAACCAUUCAACCAUCUUCCAGCUCUCUUUUGGGCUUUGCAGGAGGACAAAACACUCCACGUUCUCGAAAUCCUUACGACUACCAGCUGAGAUGCGAUGCUACAAUGAGGCCAUACCACCUAUCGAUAUCCCCACUGCUUACCUGGCUACAAUCAACGUCUCUUUGGAGUAUAAUUACUGCUCUGAGAGUCCACAACCAUAUAUAUCCUGUGGCCCGAUGACACCAAAACUCCUAGAACCGCUACAAUAUCCAAUAGAUAAAGAUGAGAACCUGGAAGAUGAUAUCCUAGACGAACAGUGUCUCUAUUUCAACUCCUUACCGCAGCCAUCAAACAUGGCUACUUUUAAAAAUGGUGUAUCGAUAUUCGUGGAGGAACUUGAACAAUUGAAUGAAGAAUGGAAUAAUCCUCCCGAAAAACACAUGAAUGAAGAGACAUUUCAAUGGGAAAGUAAUGGGACUCAGUCCGUCCAAGACUUCCACACAUUAUUUGAUACUGGUUUUCGAGCCCUGAUUUUCCAAUAUCCGUCGCCUGCCGAUAAAAGAUCCAAAAGAUCGAAAAAGGAACGGUCACAAUGUCUCUCUGAAAUUGCUCCUGCUGUGUUUAGUCGUGGUUAUCGUGAAGCCAUGAGCCAACGGUCCCAGUUUAUUCCGUUGAUUGCGAAGUCCCUCAGUUCUAUCCUGGACAGAACCACCGAUCCAAACUUGCUGCCGAAGAUUUCCGCUCUCAAGUCGUUAAACCAUUCACGAUCAGAAGGCCUACCUCCUUCGAACGCGAUGGAUACAAGAAACGCAAUAAAAUCGUCACUUUGGAGUAUCGCCCAAAAGCAACUCUAUAACCCAAAAGCCUCAAGAAAUCUAAGCCCAUUGGAAACUGCACCCAUUCACGAUGAAGAGCACCCUACGCUUGAGGGCUCCUUGCUCGCGGUCUCCAUCACAGACGAAGCAGACUAUGCAUGGGAUGGAGACGAAGAUGACACACUAAACUAUGACUCAGACUCUCUAGACCCCCAAGAGCAUUUCGAAAUCUGGGAAACAGAAAACGGAGACGACACUCUUAUUUCCCUAGCAGAAGAUCACUCAAUUGGCAUGCUGGAUGGGAACAAUACCGACGACGACCAGAUAGAAACACAAGACACAACGUUAUGUACCCCGGAGAAUGCAGAUCAGAUCGUUUCAUAUCUAUCACCGACUCCCUUUGACGAUGGGCCACUGUGUCAGUCUGGUCUAAGUGAUAGCGAAAUGCUCGCUUCUGACCCGUUUGACGAGGCCAUUUCGAGUCCGUAUUUCUGUCUAAAUGGGCUAGACCUCAUGGAUGAGGUGGCAGGCUUUGAUGAGGAUCUUGAUGAUAUGUUGUGUGGUUAA
Aspergillus wentii DTO 134E9 is the source of this 1698-nucleotide messenger RNA. RefSeq lists its product as uncharacterized. Bases 1 to 1698 code for a protein of 565 amino acids. The record is from RefSeq and is a predicted model, not a curated record. Lineage: Eukaryota; Fungi; Ascomycota; Eurotiomycetes; Eurotiales; Aspergillaceae. The transcript is spliced from 3 exons.